CACAGUUGAACCGACAUCCAUACGCCAAGAUUUGCUGCUGUAUAACCAGUAGGCUUGCUGCAGACUACUCAUGGAUGGGGGGUCACUGCUGCCGUGAAGUGGGCUAUGAAGUCGAGAGCCUCUUUUCGUGCGCAUGGGGUCCAACAAAACGGCCAUCUUGUGCCAGGUUCUUUGUUUGUUAGAAAGUUACUGACAUUCAAUGAAAGUCUCCAGGCACAUGCUCUAACCCUCUGGUCAACGAGGAUCCCCUUUGACGGAGAUCCCCCUGUUGUUGACAGUACUACUUCGCAAACGGAAGAAGAAGUAUUCGAUUGGGAUGAUGAGCCUUGUGUCGACCUCGACUUCGUUCCGGACUACGUGCCUUCUAUCUCCGCACUGUCCGCUAGUGUUAUUGCCUUUGAUCUCUUUGGUACCAUCCUUGAUCGUGACGGUGCUGUGGAUGAAGCUAUGCUGUAUCUCGAAUGCAAACUUAUGAGACACAGAGACAACCCUGACGCACUCUACACUGACAUUGUGCGGCAUGCAUUGGAGGAUGUCUGCACGUUUCUAGGAGCGCUGCUAAGUGAAGUUUUACUCCGCGAAGCUGUCCAGACUAUCCUGCAACCUGGUUUAUAUGCCGACGCAAGAGUAGCUAAUCAGAGUGAAGCUCGGCACAAGCGACCCGACCCUAGCCGUCGACGGACUACAAGCUUUGCAAAUGCGACUACAAACAUCGUCUUGCUCUUCAUUCUUCACCAGUGGAGCGCACUCCGAGUCGCGUCAGGGAAUUCCGCGUUUGCGGCUUUGGAAAACGUGUCGAGCGCGUUUCAUGUUCUCACCGGCUCAGAGGUUGCAGUCAAAAUGGAGAUCCCAGCCGAUGCACCGACCCGCGCCCGUUGUACUGCCUUACGAAGCUCUGGUGUACGGUAUACCAUCAUGCAAAUGGAGUGGUAUGAAAGGAGGAGCACAUUUCUGGUUCUCGACCGAGUGGGUGCGAAUCUUAAACAGCUCCGAAGAGUAUGCAGAGGCGACCUCUCUUUGAAGACAGUAGCUAUUGCUCGGCUGUCGAAAUGGACUUGUCCUGCGGGACAUCAGCCCAAAACUUCGCGAUGGGCAUUGGGGAGAAAGUCUAAUAUGGCGAAACUUUACGUCGACCAUCUACAGGAACACAUAUACCGUUCCAUGAAGGCCGCGUUGGACUUGGAACUCCAUGAUAUGCAAGCUAUAACGUGCAUUUUGGACGAGGUUCGUAAAGACCAGUCCCAUUUUCCACUCAGGGCUAACGAGCGAGGAGCAGAACAGGGACGGCGAGAUGACCUUGAAGCAGGGGGCAACGUCCUGUUAUAUCUCUUGCAUGGACGCCUGCCUUGGCAAGGCAUCUAUGCACCAAGCAUCGAGGCCAAACUCCUUCGAAUAGGGGAGAUGAGAGCUGGUUUGCCAUUCCGUGACCUGCUUGUGCGCUCGCCCGUGGAGUUCACUACCUAUUUUGAUCACUGUCGUGGUUUGAAAUUCGACGAAAAGCUGAACUACGCAUUGCUAAGACAGCUGUUCAGUCAGAUAAUGGUCAGGGAAGGGUGGACGGAAAACACUGGGUUUGACUGGGAGGAUGCAAGUCCCCGCAAAGAUGUCCGGUUCACAGAAGACGAUGUGUCCACGCUACAGUACCCGAAUGUUUCCUUUGGUGGCCUUGCCACUGCAUCGCUAGUCAUUGGGUCGGACACUCCUUUGGCCGUCGGCUCUUCCAAUGCGACCGAGGAUGACUUGAAAGCUAAAGCUUUCUUCUGGCCUCCGGCCCCAUUAACUUUUUUCGUUUGGUGGCAAAUAUCGACAAUUUUGAGACGACGCUUGCCGCAGAAGCGUGAAGGUGAAUUCCUUUUCAUGGACCACAUCAAAAGGAGAUUCCCGCUAGUGUUGCGGGCAGAGCUCUACCAUUCCGGCGCCACGUGGCAGAGCAGAAAUGGCACUGCCAGGCAGAUAGCAAAACCUCCCGGGCAAAAUGUGGCAGAACUCCAAGACAUGCAGAACCACGGGAGUAGUAUAGGAUUGGUCUUCCAUCCAUUACAGCACGUAGAUCUAACACUUCUAGUACCAUCCAAAGAAAUCUGCGAUUCUGCCAUCCGCCAGGUUCUGCCAGUUCUGCCGGCAGAAUUACUUCAAAAUAGUUCUGCCCACAAUACAGUUGAAAGUCUGGAGUCUGGUACCUACUGGCACUCAGCUGGCUCUUGA
Messenger RNA from Suillus subalutaceus, 2205 nucleotides. RefSeq lists its product as uncharacterized. The transcript is spliced from 17 exons. NCBI's taxonomy places the organism in Eukaryota, Fungi, Basidiomycota, Agaricomycetes, Boletales, Suillaceae. The record is from RefSeq and is a predicted model, not a curated record. The coding region runs from base 106 to 2205 and encodes 699 amino acids. Gene Ontology annotation, biological process: endocytosis; signal transduction; peptidyl-serine phosphorylation. Gene Ontology annotation, cellular component: nucleus; cytoplasm. Gene Ontology annotation, molecular function: protein serine/threonine kinase activity.